This is a messenger RNA of Cladocopium goreaui, 4131 nucleotides long. Lineage: Eukaryota; Dinophyceae; Suessiales; Symbiodiniaceae. The record is from the annotation of a GenBank genome assembly.
AUGCAAUGGUCUGUGCUAUUGGAUUUCCGGGCAGAAAUCACACAGCGAGUCCCUUCGUGGAGAGAUUUCCCAGACUAUGAGCUGGAAUUGGUUAGAAAUGUAUGCCACUUCGCGUGCCGGAUCUGCGAUGAUACCGACCUUGCUGCCCUGACCUUGUGCUACAACUUGCUGACAAAUCUGCGGUUCCAAAACUUAGAUGCCGUUGACCCUUGGGAAGCCAUGCCUGAGUCCAGCCUGACCUUUACUGGCGUGUUCAACCGUUCAGACGGCUUCGAGAUUGUGCCGCUUUAUAUGCGGUUCAACCUGUUUUGUGAACCAGAAGUUCCAGAAGUGCUUGCAGGCCACAUGGCGGAACUUUUUUCUGCGAUAGGCGAAAUGCCAGUGAUGCUUCUGGCAGCUGGGAAGAUCAAUGAUGGCAGGCGUCCUGAAAGUGAUGUUCAAGGACGCCUCCUGGACAACAACCAGCGCUGCAGAGGUUUUCUGAAGGCAGGCGUCCUGAAGUUCAGAAAGUCAAGGCGUCCUGAAUGUGAUGUUCAAGGGCGCCUCCUGGACAACAACCAGCGCUGCAGAGGUUUUCUGAAGGCAGCGGUUCUCACUGCACUUGGGACUUUCGACGAUGCAGCUCACCAAGCCAGAUGCACUUUCAGAACAUGUUCCCGGUGCAAGUUUAUCGGGAACCGAGAGCGGUGGCUGAAGCAAUGCCCCUGGCUGGACUCCAAGUACGAUGUUGAUAGCAAGCAGUGGGGCGUGGGCUGCAAAGUUUGCUCGGAAGCGCUGUCCCGAAGGCCAGAGAUGAUGAAGAAGUUCAGUCACCACAGGCAUCACUUUGCCAAGUACGAGGUUCGGGACAACAACUUGGUGUUGGACCGUUUCAAGAAACACCAGAAGAGUCCAGCCCACCGGACUGCUGCUCAAAUUCUGGACCCUGCAAGCAAAGCUGAAUUUCUAGAUGAAGGCGGGUUCACUCCAACGACUCAAGAAUGGAUGUCAGUGCUGACGCACACAGAGCCUGGAAGGCUAGUCCUGAGUGUUCCAGAUGUGGGUAGCAGCAAGAAAUGCCAAAUGAUGCGUUACUGUCUUGCAGAGGCACAACAGGCAACGCAACGAGAGUUUUUGGCGAACGCUGUUUGCGUGUCAUUGCAGCAAGAUGCCCGUGGAAAUCGUUUUCUUGUGCGCUUCAAAGCCUGCGAUGAAAACUUGGAAGUCAGACAAGGCGUGCUCCAUUUGCAGAAAGCUGUGUCAACGGUGGAUUUGCCUGGCGCCGUCGGGAUCAGACAGGCGACCAUGAGGGCAUUGAAGGAAUUCUUCACGACGGCAGCUCCACCUUCAUAUGGAGGGCUUGUCACGAAUGAUCCCAAGCCUCAUUUCCACGAGGAUCUUCUCCUCAAGGUCAUUGACAAGAUUGAAGUGUUGGCCGCGGAUGGGGCGGCAGAUGAGCAGCUCGCUUUGCGUGAGAUGGCUGGAAUGGCGGGCCCGAACAUGGUGCAGUUGAAAGACACCAUGACGCAGGUCUUCCCAAAGCUCAAGGUGGUGGCCAAAGACCGCUGCCACGCUGCGCAGAGGAUGCUGUCACGUCCCUGGUGCGCUGAUGCCUUCUUGAAAGACAUUAUUGUCCAACUGGUGGAAAAACCUCAUUCUGUUGCAAGGCUGAUUGUGAAUUUCUCAGGCAUCAAAGAGUUGUACAAUGAUUUCAGAUCAAAGACAACAGAGCCCGUGAAAAUUAGCAAAGCAAUCAAAGACUUGGCAUUCGCACCUCAGCGAUAUUCAUCCGAAGCCAAAGUUUUGGCCCGGUUGGUAUUGACCUGGGACAGUUGCCUUGCCAUUCUCACAUCUGUUCCAACCAUGCGGGGGCCAAGAAGUCCCGAGGGAGCAGCUUGUUUGGAGACAUUGCGGUUCCUGGACAACGAAAAAAUGCUUCAGCUUGGUAUGUUAGCAGAUUCAGCUCUCGAAUUGCACCGCGUUGUCAAAGACCUGGACUCUGACAACUUUGAUGAAGCUGAGUUCCCCGCUGAAUUGGAUCUCUACAAGCAAAUUCUCAACAAGCUCUCUGUUGAUGGCUUGUGUUUGACUGUUCCUGGCAUGACCAAGCUGAUGCUGGGGUAUUUGCAGCAGCCGCGCAGCGUGCUUGUUGCAGAUGUGGCCAAAACUUUGGGCGGCAACGCAGAAGAUCCAGUCAUGAGGCACCAGUGUCUGAAGCGCAUGGCGGCAUACACGGUGGUAGCAGAGGCUGUCAUGAACGGCGAAUUUCCCAGCUUUGAACUGAUGGGCUGCUUCAAGGUCUUCAGCGUGUCUGAUGAAGCCAAAUCCAAACAGCGGAGUCAGAGCGGUGAAUUGCAAAAUUGUUUGCAGCGCUUGGCUCAAGUGAUCAAUGUGUGCCCUGCAACCCUGCAGUAUGAGUUCCAGAACUUCUACCCCCUCGCUGCAAAGUACGGCAAGCAGGGCCUUCGCACGUUUGAAGCCUGGAAAAAAGCCAUUGAGGUGACUGCCAAGAGAAGAGCAUCUCACAGUACGGAUGCGCUACUGCCUGUCCUGGCACGUCUUGGGGCAUGGUCUUGCUCAUCUUCGUCUGUGGAGAGAGGCUUCGGAAUUGCUCUGGCUUCCAAGCAGCUAGGCCAAGGCCAAGAUGAGCACCUUCCAUCUGAGGAAUCCGUGUUGAUCAUCCAGCAAGACAUCUUGCAGGGCUCGGCGGCUCAAGACCGAGACUUCCGACAGGUCAUCUUCAAGGCCAAGACUAUUUGGGCAAGCUCCUGCGCAAGAGUGCGUGCAAGUGGCGAUACCAAGCGCAAGACUCGGUGGGACAAGGAUGAGAUCCGCCAAUACAUUGGGGAAAAUCAAAAACAAUUGAAAGAAAUUGCUUUCAAUGAAGACAAGAAACGCAAGGUCCUGGUGGACGAAGCUCUGCUCAAGACCUUGAGGCCUGAUGACAUGACCCCAGAGGUCCAGAACGUUGUGCAGCGGGAGGUCGCCAAAAUGGCCAAGAACCAAAGGGAAAGAACCAAUGAGCAAGUUCUGCAGCAGAAGCGUGUGACGCAGAAGCAGGUAGCUUGGCGCGACGAUGUCCUGGUCUACGGCCCCAACCGGAAUGUAGCAAUCCAUGCUGCUCGUGUGUUUGUAGCAGAUGAUCCUCACCAGUGCAAUGUCUACAUGAAAUUUUUCGCUGGAGCCUUGGGUGGCUUGGUUGCGAACAACAUGUUUGUGGACACCAAAGGUGAGAAGGGCAUUUGCGUGGCCUUCAAAGCUGCCAUCUCGAUCAUCAGGCGGGUGUUCGUUAGCCCUCAGUUCAUGGCAGCCAACGUCAAUUUCUGUCAAGACCUGCUGGAAGUGCUGAAGCUAGCGGAUUGCAAGUGGCAGCUGCUGAGGAGAGAUGAGCUGGACAAGGAAAUCCAGCGACUUAAUCCCAGCCGGGCCCGGCAGCUGAUCAUUUUCCAUGCGCCUGCAGAGCAUGGCUUUCCUCAGAACGUUCAUUGCUUUUCUGCGCUUGAUGCUGCAGUUGGUGAUCCAGUUAUUUGUACAGUGGACCAGCAGCCGACUGGGAUAGCCUUUGCCCACCAGAUGGCCACAGCCAUGGUCCGCACAGUCGCCUUCCUAGCCGUGAUGAUGGUCCUGGUGAUGGCAGGCAGUGAUGAUGCACCGCCCCGGCCUCUGCUCGGCAGGGUGUUCGGUGCUGUAAUGUGCGCAGCAGCGCCAACUCGCCCACCAGUGGUGCCUGCGCCAGGGGUAGUCCCUAUGGCAGGACCAGCAGUUCCAAUGGGGCCAGCAGUUCCAGCCGGCGUCCUGCCAGCAGGACCAGCAGUUCCAGUGGGGCCAGCAGUUCCACUGGGACCCGGAAUGGUGCCAACUGGGCCUGCUCUGCCAGUAGCGCAUAUGGCUCCGACUGCGCCGAUGAUGCCAGGUGGAGCUGCGCCAAUGACGAUGACGCAUGGAGUAUGGCAAGGAGUUCCAAUUGGGCCUCCUCACCAUUAUCCUUCGCAUCUGUUUGGUGCGCCAGGAUGCGGCCAUGCGAUGACUGGUGGCGCCGGAAUGCCCGGCCAUUGCCCAGCUGCUGUGCCGCCUGACCGCUCCACAGGGACCACGCCUGCUGCUGGAGCGCCUGGUGCAGAUGCUGUGGCAAAGGCAUCUAGUAAGGCAUGA